Messenger RNA from Topomyia yanbarensis, 2290 nucleotides. RefSeq names its product another transcription unit protein (gene Atu). Gene Ontology annotation, molecular function: RNA polymerase II C-terminal domain phosphoserine binding. Gene Ontology annotation, cellular component: Cdc73/Paf1 complex; nucleus. NCBI's taxonomy places the organism in Eukaryota, Metazoa, Arthropoda, Insecta, Diptera, Culicidae. Gene Ontology annotation, biological process: positive regulation of transcription elongation by RNA polymerase II; transcription elongation by RNA polymerase II. The record is from RefSeq and is a predicted model, not a curated record. The transcript is spliced from 3 exons. The coding region runs from base 138 to 2231 and encodes 697 amino acids.
GUAGCUUGGUGACAACUGGCAUGUGAAUUGACAACUGCGAAAUACUCGCGUCGAAAAUAUUGGUUUGUUCUUGAAAUUUUUGAAGCUUUUGAUGUGAAAAGUUGAUAAUUAUCUGAUAUUUCACGGCUUGCCACACAAUGGGACGAAAUAAGGACAGCGAAGGAUCAGGUUCAGACUCUGAUUCUAGCCGUGGUAGCCGCAGUCGAAGUGGUACUCCUCAGCUAGCACCGACCCCAGGUCACUCGUUGGAACAUCAUGAUUCCAGAUCCCACUCACCGGUGAAUCGUUCCGGCUCAGGAACUCCACAAAACCGUAGUCGCUCGAAUACGCCUGCUGGUUCGCACCGUUCUCGUUCCGGAUCGGCGAGAUCCGGGUCCGGUCAACGAUCUCGAAGUGGUUCUCCGGCUGGUUCCCAACGGUCGCGCUCGGGAACGCCAAGGUCUCAUUCCGGGUCGCAGCGAUCCCGAUCUGGAUCUGGCAGUCCUACCGGCUCACAGCGCUCUAGAUCCGGUUCUCGCUCUCGAAGUGGAACACCGGCACAUCGUUCAAAGAGUGGCACGCCGGUGAAUAGAUCCCAAAGCAGAAGUCCGGCGCCACGAUCCAGAAGUGGAUCCCGCUCACGCUCCGUUUCUCCGGCUAAAUCUCAAUCGAGUCGGAGAUCGCGGUCCAGAUCGAGAAAAUCCGGCAGUCGUUCUCCAUCGCAAGCAAAGUCACAACGUUCUAAGUCGGGAUCUCGUUCGCGGUCUAGAAGCGCCGAUUCAAACCGAUCUGGUUCGGUAGGAUCCGAAGUGGGUGACAAACGAAAACGGACGAUUGUUUCCAGUGAUUCUGGUUCUGAUGCGGAUAAGAUUCAAAAGAAAAAGAAAAAUAAGCUGAUUGAUUCUGAUUCGGAUGAGCCGUCCGAACCGGAACAAACAGUAAAAGAAAAGGACAAUGUUACUGCUGAUACGUUGUUCGGAGAUGCAGAUGAUAUAAGCUCGGAUGAAGCUUCGGAACGGGAACGAGAUGAGUUGGAUGAUUUGGAAGAUGAGCAAAGAAAGAAGGAGCAAAGCGAUAGGGAGCGAUCCCGAAGCAAAAGUAGAUCUCGAUCGCGGUCUAGAUCCAGAUCCAGGUCGAGAAGUCGUGGCAGUGAUCGUCGGUCUUCGGACGAUGAGCGUGGGGAAGGGUUGGCUCGUUUUGAAGAACCGAAGGAGACAGAAGUGGAGCCAGAGCCAAUUCCGGAAACAAGAAUUGAUGUGGAAAUUCCCCGGAUUGUCACUGAUUUGGGGCGUGAUUUGCACUUUGUCAAGCUUCCUAAUUUCCUUUCGGUUGAAACACGACCUUUUGAUGUUGAAACCUACGAGGACGAGAUUGACGAGGAGGAAACUCUGGAUGAGGAAGGUCGACAGCGUUUGAAGUUGAAGGUCGGAAAUACCAUCCGCUGGCGAAACAAUAUCGACGAGGAAGGAAAUGGAGUUCGAGAAACAAAUGCCCGCAUGGUUCGAUGGUCAGAUGGAAGCAUGAGUCUGCAUUUGGGAUCUGAAAUCUUCGACGUUUAUAAGCAACCUUUGCAAGGCGAUCAUAACCAUUUAUUCAUUCGUCAGGGUACUGGUCUUCAAGGGCAAUCUGUAUUCCGUACUAAGCUGACCUUCCGACCACAUUCUACAGAAUCGUUUACUCACAAGAAGAUGACGAUGUCGCUAGCCGAUCGAUCUACAAAGACAUCCGGUAUCAAAAUCCUUACCCAGGUCGGGUUUGAUCCGGAUGCGAAUCGAAAGCAGAACAUCAAAAAAGAAGAAGAAAAACUCAAAAUGGCGAUGCGAGCAAAACCGACCCAGUCAAAAUCGAGUGGUCGCAAAAAGGAUUCCGGAGCCAAUGCCAACAGUUCCUACCAGCAAGACGAUGGUUCCGACGAAGAGGGUGGCAUUUCCAUUGCAGCUAUUAAGAACAAGUACAAGGAUGAUCGCUCGAAGCCGAAGCAAGGCGCGGCUAUUUAUUCGUCGGAUGAAGAUGGCUCCGAUAUGGAGAUGGGCAGAAAGAAAAAGAACCCAAACAAAAAAAGAGUUCUUAAGGCACUAGAAAAUUCUGAUGAUAGUGACGAUGAUGGUUCUGAGCAUUCAGGCUCUGGUUCCGGUUCAGGUUCGGAGCCAGGAUCUGCUUCUGGUUCAGAGGCUGGAUCUGGCAGCGAAAAAAGCACAGCAAAAGGAAAGUCUGCUGACGAGGGUGGCGGUGGCGAUGAAAGUGACGAGUAAUUUGUUUCAUUUUUAAUAUCUAACUGUAACAAAACUAAUAAAUACUACAUUACUACGCA